Tilletiaria anomala UBC 951 is the source of this 3190-nucleotide messenger RNA. RefSeq names its product RabGAP/TBC. The transcript has 3 exons. The record is from RefSeq and is a predicted model, not a curated record. Gene Ontology annotation, molecular function: GTPase activator activity. Gene Ontology annotation, biological process: activation of GTPase activity. Lineage: Eukaryota; Fungi; Basidiomycota; Exobasidiomycetes; Georgefischeriales; Tilletiariaceae. The coding region runs from base 239 to 3094 and encodes 951 amino acids.
AUGUCCUCCAUUGAGCGUCAGGGUAUGGAUGGGUGAUAAUUGGUAUACAUGCUGUCCGCCAGCGGCUUGAACUCGCAGCACUGCCCCCCCUCGUGGCCGCCUUACCCCCUUCCUCCAGGGGUGAUUUGAGAUUGUUGGUGCGCGCUUAGGGGAGGGAGACUAGGGAGCCCAACAAAGUGAGAUCCCAUCAUCAUCAGGGCGCAAGCGAGGCGGCUGCUCUCAUCUCACCCUCCCUCCCAUGAUGGCCGCCGAAAUGAGCAUAGCUGCUGUGGCAGCUAUGGAGCUGCCGCCGCAGGAACAGAAGCAGCAGCAAUUCGAAGGCGGCGGCGACCGCUUCCACUUGCUCUACUCAAAAUCCAAGGUAUACGUCCACCCCACGCCCUACGCACGCGACAACAUCGCAGGCUACGUCGCGCUCCUUCGCAAAGGCUCACCGAGGCCCAUGGCCAACGCGGCAAAUAUCUACCUUGCGUACAUGCCCGAAGCGCUGCUUGAGGAACGCGAUGAACUCGCCGUGUUUGUCGACGUCGAGCUGCGCGCUGGUAACGUUGAAGGUGUCAAGGAGGUGUUUGAUGAGGAAUGCAUUCUCGCCUCUCCCCCACCAGCACGACUAGCCUCAUCCGCGCCACCUUCCACCUCCAGCGCCAGCACCAUCACCAGCUCGCCUGCAUCCCUCUAUGCAUUCUCCUUCCCGCUCUCAGAGCUGUACUCGUUCACGCUCAACCCGCCAACAUUCUCCCACUGGUACGGCACCAUGGUUCUCAGCCUCAUGGGGGGUGUCGCGCUGCCCACGCUGCACUUCCACGACGACGAGAGCCAGAGCACGAUCCUCGGCCUGCAACGAGCCUCGUCCGCAGCGCAGCACAACAGCAAUGGCAACGACGCCACGACCUCGCGCAGCGGCCUCAGCGGCAGUGACAUUGCCCUGCAUCUGGCGGCGCCGAGCGGCCCACCCGCGUCGUCGGCGCUGCCGUGCACAUGGGGCGGCGACGAACUGCUGCAGCAGCUGCGGCGUUACGCGCACGUGCUGCGCUCAGUCGUGCAGGCCAACUUGUUCCUGCUCAACCCGAGCAGAGACGACGUCGAGUUGCACACCACGCCGCUCUUUGACGACGAUGCAAUCGACCGUCUCGUCCCGGCCCCCUCGUCGAGUACAUUCGGCGAUGGGAACCGCUUUACUAGCGACUUGCACGUGCACCUGCCCAGCGCCCACCGCGGGAAUGUGCAAUCAGCCGGCCAGGAUGGCGGGGUAAGCGGCAGUUCGAUUGCCGCCGCUGACGCAGCCAAAAUGGAACCGCUGGUACUGUGGGCGAAAUCGACGCGCCUGUCGUUCCUCAGCUCGAUGGCGCAGCUGACGCACAGCGCACGCCAGGCAACGCACCAGGUUCUCUCGCAUCCGCUCGCUCGGCCCGUCGUUGGCCACCUUCCCGGGCCUGUUCAGACGUUCGCCCAGGCAGGCCCCUUCCCGCUCGGCCCUAUCAGUGACGCAGAGUGGGGCCGCAUCGCGCAGCAGAGCGGCACUGGCGAGUACGACAGCGCGCGUGUCUACUUGGCCAAGUGGGCCAGGCUCGUCGCGGAGGAGGGAGAGCGUAACAAGCGCAAAGAGGAGGCCCUCACCACGGCCGCUGCGGCGGCGGCGGCCUCCGGCAGGGCAGGCGGCGGCAGGGGUGGUGCAGCGUCAGGCACAGAGUACGGCGAGUCGGCGCACGAGGAUGUAGAAAUAGGUCAGCUGGGCGUGUUCGAGCUGCUCGCCAAGAGUGCUGACCUGCCGCGGCCGCCGACGAGCCGCGUGCAGGGCUCGCCGCUGACGUUGUCCGAGUUCGACUCGCUCUUCGAUACCGUGUCCGGCCGGCCAUUGCACUCAGCUGCGGCGAUCCAGCAGCGCAUCUUUGCGCACGGCCUUGCGGACCUUCCUGCGCGCCGCGCCGCGUGGCCAUUCCUGCUCGGCGUCGUGCCGUGGCACAGCACGCGUGCGGAGCGCGAGCAGCUGUGGCGCGCGCGUGCAGCUCAGUAUUGGACCAUCAAGCGCCAGUGGAUGGAGCAGCCUGCGCUGCUCGAGCGCGAGGACGUGCUCGAGCAGCGCCACCGCAUACGCGUCGACUGCCUCCGCACAGAUCGCAGUCAUCCCGUCUUCCGUGCUACCCCGCCUGCUCCGGCGACAGCCGACGGUCCGCCGUCGUCGUCUGGACCUGACAGGCAAGGCGCAACUGCAGCGGCCUCUCCGCCACCACUGCCGCCGCCCGCCACCAUGUCAGCCAGUAUCGUGCAAGAAAAGCAGGCGGGCCACUCGGCUGCGACGAGCAACGGGAACGUCGUCAAGCUCGGCGAAAUCCUGCUGACGUUCGGCAUGUGGGAGAGCGGCAAGCUCGGUGGCUACGUCCAGGGCAUGUCCGACCUGUGCAGUCUGCUGUACAUUGUCUGCGCCGGCGAUGAGGUGCGCACGUUCUGGUGCUUUGUCGCGCUCAUGGAGCGCAUGGCGCCCAAUUUUUACGCGGAUCAAAGCGGCAUGAAGAAGCUGCUGCUCGAGCUGCAGAAGCUCAUCGCCAUCAUGGACCCGCCGCUAUAUGCCCACCUCGACAAGACCGACUCGCUCAACCUCUUCUUCUGCUUCAGAUGGCUGCUCAUUUGCUUCAAGCGAGAGUUCCCUCUGGAUGACCUUUUCAAGCUGUGGGAGUGCAUCUGGUCUGCCGAAUUCGCCAGCCCUGAUGCUCCUGCUGCGGCGUCAUCAGAACACGGAAAAGAUUGCAACGGCCACGACGACGGCGACGCUCCACGCGAUGGUGUUUCCAACUCGUUUUCCCUGUUUGUCGCGCUCGCCGUACUGGAGAGCCACCGCGACUCGAUCAUGCGCUACCUCGACCAUUUCGACGAGAUGUUGCAGUACAUGAACGGCCUCUCUGGGCAUAUCGACGUCGAAUCCACCAUCGCGCGGGCCGAGGUGCUGGCACUUGCGCUCCGCGUGUUGUUUGAGCAAAAAGAUCAGGCCAAGGCAAGCGAGGGCUCUGCAGAGGAUGCUGCACAUGGCCCAACAGCCAUUCAUGCGCGCCUGACGGAUGACAAGGAGGAUUUGCGCGCUCUGGUGUUCCGCACGUAACUGUAAGAAUGUAUAUUAUCAUGCCGUACAAAAAUCUGGGUUGACAUGCAUCUUGUAGCAUAAUCCUCAUCAAGCAUAAAUUAGCCUUCGGCUCCC